Hyposmocoma kahamanoa is the source of this 1171-nucleotide messenger RNA. Its product is annotated as chymotrypsin-2-like. The coding region runs from base 1 to 1116 and encodes 371 amino acids. The record is from RefSeq and is a predicted model, not a curated record. Lineage: Eukaryota; Metazoa; Arthropoda; Insecta; Lepidoptera; Cosmopterigidae. The transcript has 5 exons. Gene Ontology annotation, molecular function: serine-type endopeptidase activity. Gene Ontology annotation, biological process: proteolysis.
AUGCUGAUGACGUACCGAUACAAAGUGCACGUCAUCCAGUCUCCGUUAAAGCACCGAAUGUCCCCGCAUCCGAUGCCCGGAGGCUCUUGUAAUAGAGGCAUGCGGCAGACAUGUGCCUACCGCGUGCGCCCAAUCCUCCUGCGACGGAUCGGAUGUGAGAACACAUCGUCUUCCCUCAUCCGCUCCGCCGUCUCCUUCGCUCUUAGCACCGCCUCGCAAAAGGCGGAAACUGCUUUCCACGCCCUGUCGCUAUCGACCAUAGCCUUGACUACGACCGGCAGUGACAGGUCGCUCCCAACCACGGAGAUCAUGUUGGAUCGUACGUCGCCCCAUGCUGGACAUUCGGUGCUACUACCUUCAUACACUGGAUCUGUCAUUCCAACAUUCGACAUAAGACAUCAAGACUCUCGCGUAGUCGGCGGUGAAGAUGCUCCAGAGGGAGGAAUUCCUUACCAGGUCUCUCUGAGAACCCUCUUCAACUCACACUUCUGUGGUGGCUCCAUCCUGAGCAGCAAAUGGGUAUUGACAGCUGCUCACUGCACAGUUGGAGAAUCUCGCCUUAGCAUUCGUGUAGUUGUCGGCACCAAUGACCUCACAGUGGGCGGUGACCGCUACUCUGUGGACACCAUCAUUAUCCACUCCAAUUACGAUGAAAAACGUAUCAAGAACGACAUUAGCCUGUUGAAAGUCUCUGGCGAGAUCAGUUUCAACGAUAAGGUGCAGCCGAUUCAACUGCCUGAAGUCAAUACUGAAGAGGGAGCCAAUUUGAUGCUCAGUGGAUGGGGAAGAACUUCUGACCCUGGAAAUACACCCACCCAUCUACAAAUGAUCAACUUAACUGCUCUCAGUGUGGAAACAUGUCAGGGUAUUUAUGUGGCUAUCAACCCCGUUUAUGAUAGUCAGGUCUGCACGCUCACCAGGACCGGGCAGGGCGCUUGUUACGGCGACUCAGGUGGCCCACUAGUGGAAAACAAGACAAUAGUGGGAGUGGUAUCGUGGGGUAUGCCCUGCGCUCGAGGAUAUCCUGACGUGUAUACGAGGGUCUUCGCCUUCAAAGACUGGAUACUGAAACAGAUUUCCAGCACCGAGGCGAAAAUAGGAAAAUUCGUGACCUAACGUUUAAAGAUAAUAAGCAUUACAUACUGAAUAGGGGUUUUUUUUAAUACCACGC